AAUUAGAGCCGAACAGAAACUGAUUUAAGCGCCACCUCAGUUGCCGCAUACUAUCACUAACGACAUGCUAUACUACAUCACCGUUCGCAUAGUACACAGUACUUAGAUAGUAGUUUAAAUUUCAAUACAUACUUUAAAAAUGAAGGUGAAAGUUUUGACAAGAAAUCCAGAUGAGUACCUAAGAGAAACAAAGCGUGAUAUUCAUAAACUACCUAGAAAUUAUGAUCCUGCAUUGCAUCCAUUUGAUGCAGCAAGAGAAUAUACUAGAGCCUUGAAUGCAGUAAAAUUGGAAAAAGUAUUUGCAAAACCCUUUAUUGAAAGUUUGGAGGGUCAUAAAGAUGGAGUGUCUUGCUUGUGUAAACAUCCUUCACAAUUGUCGAUAGUUAUUAGUGGAGCUUUUGAUGGGGAAGUUAGAGUAUGGAAUCUUACUCAAAAAAAUUGUGUACGUAAUUUUUUGGCACACGAUGGUAUAGUAAGAGGAAUUGCAUUCGGAGUAGAUGCAGAACAGUUCAUUACUGUUGCUGAUGAUAAAACUAUUAAAGUAUGGAAAUCAGAAAAGCCACAAUUUGGUGAAGAAGAAGAACCUAUAAAUACAAUUAUUAGUAAAACUAUAAUAACAGGAAUUACUCAUCAUCGUACACAACCUAUAUUUGCAACAUGUGGUGAAGUAUGUCAAUUAUGGGAAGAAAGUAGAAAUGAACCAAUCCGUACAUUUAAAUGGGGAGUUGAUAGUUUAUAUGAUGUUAAAUACAAUCCUGUUCAAUCAAACUUAUUUGCUGCCUGUGCAAGUGAUAGAAGCAUAAUUUUAUAUGAUGCUAGAGAAACUGGCCCUCUACGUAAAGUAUACAUGGGAUUAAAGUCUAAUAAAUUGUCUUGGAAUCCCAUGGAAGCAAUAACAUUUACUUGUGCUAAUGAAGAUUACAACUUGUAUACUUUUGACAUUCGAAAAUUGAAGACACCAGUAAAUGUACAUAAGGACCACGUGGAAGCAGUAGUAGAUGUGGAUUAUGCUCCAACUGGUAGAGAAUUUGUAUCCGGUAGUUAUGAUAAAUCUGUUCGUAUUUUUGAAGCCAACAAAGGUCAUUCUCGAGAAGUUUAUCAUACGAGACGUAUGCAAAGACUAACAUGUGUUGCAUGGUCUCUUGAUAAUAAAUACAUCAUGAGCGGUAGCGAUGAAAUGAAUAUUCGCGUCUGGAAAGCAAGAGCUUCAGAAAAACUUGGUGCUCUGAAACCUAGAGAAAAAGCAGCUUUACAGUAUAAUGAAGCUCUGAAAGCUAAGUUUGCUGCACAUCCUCAAGUAAAACGAAUUGCUCGGCAUAGACACGUUCCAAAACAUAUUUAUAAUGCUAAGGCCGAAUUACAUACUAUUCAUGAGAAAAGUAAACGGAAGGAGGCUAAUAGACGCGCUCAUUCCAAACCUGGAGCAGUACCUUUUGUUUCAGAAAGACAAAAACAUGUGUUCCGACAAGAUAUGUAAUAUGGAGUUGUUAAUUAUGAUAAUAAUUUUAUACGAACUGAAUAAAAAAACAUAAUAAAUGUUGAGACAUUGAA
This is a messenger RNA of Osmia bicornis bicornis, 1551 nucleotides long. RefSeq names its product DDB1- and CUL4-associated factor 13. The record is from RefSeq and is a predicted model, not a curated record. The transcript is spliced from 7 exons. Gene Ontology annotation, cellular component: nucleolus; small-subunit processome. Lineage: Eukaryota; Metazoa; Arthropoda; Insecta; Hymenoptera; Megachilidae. Gene Ontology annotation, molecular function: protein binding. Gene Ontology annotation, biological process: maturation of SSU-rRNA from tricistronic rRNA transcript (SSU-rRNA, 5.8S rRNA, LSU-rRNA). Bases 140 to 1477 code for a protein of 445 amino acids.